Daucus carota subsp. sativus is the source of this 4174-nucleotide messenger RNA. Its product is annotated as dehydrodolichyl diphosphate synthase CPT3. Lineage: Eukaryota; Viridiplantae; Streptophyta; Magnoliopsida; Apiales; Apiaceae. Gene Ontology annotation, cellular component: endoplasmic reticulum. The transcript has 5 exons. Gene Ontology annotation, biological process: polyprenol biosynthetic process. The record is from RefSeq and is a predicted model, not a curated record. The coding region runs from base 187 to 1044 and encodes 285 amino acids.
UAGAUUAUUUUUGUUUCUGCGAGGAGAACCAAAACCGUAGAAACCGAGAGAAAUCCAAAACUAAAUUCAGGAAAAUAGGGUUCAAAAUUCUUUUUGCUAACCAACCUAAUCACACGUUUUGGCAGGUCACAACUCCUCUCAAUUCUCUCCAAUUGGGAGUCUUUGAGCUUGUACAAGUUAAUUAGGAUGAGUAGUCGUCGAACAGCCUUUUUUGCUUACUUUUUAGCAUUCUUGAGGAAAUGCGUAUUUAUGGUGCUCUCUCGAGGUCCAAUUCCCAGUCACAUUGGCUUUAUCAUGGAUGGGAAUAGAAGGUUCGCCAAAAAGAAUAAAUUGAUGGAAGGGGCUGGCCAUAGGGUUGGUUUCUCCGCUCUUAUGUCCAUGCUGAAAUAUUGUUAUGAGUUUCGUGUCAAGUAUGUGACGGUUUAUGCCUUCAGCAUCGAUAACUUUAAAAGAAGACCGGAAGAAGUUCAGGCGGUCAUGGAUCUGUUGCAGGAGAAAAUUGAAGGGCUUACUAAACAGGAGAGCUUAGUAAACCAGUACGGGGUUAAGGUUCGGUUUGUUGGAAAUCUUCAACUCCUUAGCCAACCUGUUAGGUUGGCAGCUGAGAGGGCUAUGGUUGCUACGGCUGACAAUUCUAAAGCAGUUCUAACAAUUUGUUUCGCGUACACCUCAACUGAUGAGAUAUUUCAUGCUGUUCGAGAAUCCUGUGAAGAGAGAAAGGAAGAAUUAAGUGCAUUAGAAUCGACUGGUUCUGGCCCAUAUGGCUUGUUAGGACUAAACAGUAAUGACAGGGGACAUGAAGAGCAUUUUAUUAAUUUAAAAGAUAUUGAGAAACAUAUGUAUGUUACACCUGAUCCCGACAUUAUAGUUCGCACUGCGGGAGAGACUCGGUUAAGCAAUUUCCUCUUGUGGCAGAGUUCAUCUACCCUUUUGUACUCUCCCUUAGUGCUCUGGCCAGAGAUUCGGUUUAGGCACUUGAUAUGGGCAAUUAUAGACUUUCAGAGGAACUACUUAUAUUUGAAGGGUAAACUAAAGCAGCAAUAAAUAUUCAGGUGCAUGCCAAGCUAUAUGGUAUAAACGCAAACUUGCUUGUAUACCCCUAUUUGUAUCAGGCCAUUUUCUAACCUGGUUGCCUCAUUUGAAUGAAAUAUGAUUCUCCCUUACAGUGAGUUAUAUAGUCAAUGUAAAUUGUAUCUGAAUGGAUUUAGCCUGUAUCUGGAUGGAUUUAAAUUAUGUGUCCAGUGCAUUACAAAAAGCUGUUUAGCAUUUGAAAUGUAUAAACAGUAGGUUUUGCAUUUGAAAUAUCUUAAUCAAUGAUGUCUUUGUGUUAAGAACUACUAUGUAUGUUUUUGCUCACAUUGGUGUGUGCCUGUGUUUAUACUACAGUAUGUUUGCUGUCAAGCAAGGGUAUGGGAGUAAAAUACUUUGUAGUAUGUUCAAGCAUUUUGAGUUUUUUACAAAUAUGACAGAUAAUUAAACUUGAGUGUAGGAUAGUUUAUUUGUUUUUCAGCAGGUCAGUAGACUGUGAAUAUAUCAGUGUUGUAAAAAGCGGGAAUCGGACUUAAUCGGUGAAGUUGCGGAACAAGGAUUAAUCGGGGAUUAAUUAAAUUGAUCGGGGAUUAAUCGGAUUGAUCGGUGAUUAAUCGGAGAUUUAAUCAGUUCGGCGAGCUACGGAACAGGGAUUAAUCGGUGAUUAAUCGUGAUUAAUCACUGACUUUUAGAACAGAGGAAUAUAUUAUGGAUUCUGUGCAUUCCUUGCGCAAAAUAUGUUUAGUGAAAAUCAGGAGCAGCGGCCCUUGUGUAAUUAAAAAUAGGUAAUAUGUUCUCUCUGUGUUCCUGAUUUUCUGUGAGGCUGAAAGUUCUUCCAACUGUUGCUGAUGUCUCUUUUAUUCCUUAUAAUUUAAUUCGAAUCAAUCCAUGAGUGAAUACAAUUAACAAAAAGUGAGUUGCUGUGUGAUUUAAGUGGCCUUGAAUUUUGAUAAGGUAAUCAAAGAAUACACUCAUAAUCUAUAUUUAGAUGCACAAAAGAUACUACAGCAUAAUUAUAGUAUUCCGGAGGGGUUGUUCUGCUUUUCAGUUUUGUUCUUGGGUCCUGCUUCGGCUUCGUGGUUCUAGUCAGUGGCCUAGCUAUAGAGUAACCAGGAGUACCUUUGGAGUACUCUGAAAAAUGUUUAUUUUCUAUGUAAAUUAUGUGCACAAUAUUACUUUGCUCAAUUUGUUUAGUUUCUGCUUUUUCAAACUCUUGCAACCCACAGACAUAGGUUCAAAUCCCAGUCUUGUCUUCCUUCUUCUUUAUCCUACCUUACAUGAUGGUUUUAUCUAUACUAUGAUAAAGUCGAUUAAAUUAAAAGACUGUGAUUAAUGUAUAUGUGGAUUUCUGGACCGCAGUACAAGGUAUAUAGCUUUUGCAUAUUUUCUAUGGAACAAGUGCAGGUGUUAAGACAGCUUGGUGAUCCUUACAAAAGGUAGUCAAAAAAUUUCUUUUUCUAGGCUGUUUCUCUCUAAGGUUGUUAGAAUUGUGUUUUACUAAAUUGUUUGUUUAAUGCUUUGGAGCAUUGCGCGUGGACUUACAUUUGGAUUCAGUAAGGUUGCAUAAGGACUCUACUUGUGUUUCGCCAAGAAUAUCUAUAGCUAUAAAUAUUACUGAAGUGUUUCUCCACUUUUUGAACUAAUUUUCUGCUCAUUUUGGUCACAUCCAUCUGGGGAUUAGCUUGCCGUCCUACAUUAUUUUAUGUGUAAUAUAUUAAUUUCUGUACUUCUAUAAAUGGUCUGUGAUUGGAGUAUGAAGUGUUUAUGCUGUGGUAUAUUUCAGUCUUAUUACCACUUGGAUACUAUGUAUGGUCGUCAUAUGACUUCUAUGUUCCCCAAAUGGUCCUAUAACAAUAAUUAAACUUUUAAUUAUCAGGAGAAAACACUGUUCAUCUACUUUGAUAUAUUAGAUAUUACUUUUUUUUCAUGCUUAAUUUUGUCAUUUUUUGGAAAUAUGUUUAGUUAAAUUGAAUUCUCUUGUAAAUAAGAGGCUAAUCUCUUUUAUUUGUUUGGUCUCUUGUAGUCUGUCUUGUUUCCAGUGGUGAAUAAUGAUAAUCAAAACAGUAUGAGAUAUGCCUAUACUAAAACAUGUGAUAUUUAGUAUUUAUCUUUUGUUGCAACCAUUAAGUUAAUGGUAAAUGUCAGGAUGGGUUCAAGUAUCUACAGGGUUUUUAUUGAUUACCAGAAUGUAUUGCCACUUUGGGUGUUAGGCUCUAGUUUUUGCAAGAAAUAGAUAUCUUUUCAGUUCGAUUCUUCUAAUGCAUUGUUGAGGUACGUAUUUCCGCCAAACCUGAUGGUCAAGGUGCUAAAGUUUUGACAUGGCACCAUGCUAUCUGUUACAUGGAAUCAUCUCCUACCAUUGAAGUAAAUAUAUAUCUGGAUGGGAUGACUUUCUGCAUCUGAUCAGACCGCUGUUAUUGCGAGGUUGAAAAGUCAACUAGCAAAGGUCCAAUUAAUGAUCCAGUAGAUGAUACACGUCCCCAACAUAUGAUGGUUUUUCUGUUGGUUUUUUUUGUGAAUUCCCGUCGUUCAGCGGGAAAACACCGUUGAACGUACUAACGGCAUUUUGACAAUUAUAAUCACAAAUUCAAAAAUCAAAUCUUUCAGCGCUUUAAAAGCGCUGCAUGUCACCGUUCAGCGCUUUUAAACCACUGAAUGUCAGCUGUUGAUUUGCUCAUCGGACGGUUAAAAAGCUGUAUGAUAAUAGUUUUGUUAUUUCCCCUCUCUCAUCUCUUUUCAGUGGUUCAAGUCACAAGAGGCGAAACAUCGUGUAAGAGUACUACAAGGAGUACAUCGUCUAUUAUACAGCUCUAGUUAAGAUGAAUUUUUACUGAAGGUGAGGUUCCAUCAUAAACGGUGAGGGCCUGAAGGUUUUGGUGGUUGAGAUAAUUGCUUUUGUUAAGAUCUUGUUUCUAGUCUGCUCGAUGGCCUAAAGGACACUAUUGUUCAGCUACAAUGAGUAAUUAAGUUCCAGUAAUUCACUAUUCAUUGUAUUAUCUGACAUCGAUUGUUCAGCUAUUUUUGUCUUAGAAAGGAUGCAUUUGUCAUCACUUGUGGUAUCUGUCUUUAAACAGACUUUGGUGGGAUGGAAGCAGAAAUUUUGAUAAACACUGGGGUUUAUGUUAAACUGGAAAUGUUUGAGACA